Molecule: messenger RNA, 901 nt
Organism: Lolium perenne
Lineage: Eukaryota; Viridiplantae; Streptophyta; Magnoliopsida; Poales; Poaceae
Source: RefSeq, a predicted model, not a curated record
UAAAGCAGCGCCUUGCCAUAAUUUAUGAGUUUGUUGUAGGUAAUAUCCGAACAAAUUUCUCCCUAGAGUUUAGGCGGAAGGCAUGCUAAAAUUGUUGUGAUUGAACCAUUCCACACGCAUAUAUAAAAGCCCGUCCCUUCGCGCCUCCGGAUUUCCAACGCCGCCCGAGGAAGCAAUUGUCAGCCGCGCUCAAUCUACUCCAAAAUCCAGAGGAGGAGAGAAGAGGAACCACACUAGAGCCAUGGGCAACUCCGGGAGCACAUCUCCUCCAAGAUUAGGAAAGGCCCACGUUCCGCAUUUACAAUGGAAGAUUCAUGACUUUUCGGCACUGCUUAAGACAGGAGCCAAGUCAGCAAGAUCUUCUUAUUUCCACUGCUCUGGGUAUAACUGGUUGCUGAAAGUGACACCAUCAACGAGCAAAACAACUGAUGCUAAAACUCCAUAUGUUGGUCUUUGCCUUAAACUAUGCCGGACAGGCUUGGAGCCAGGUGACACAGUGAAUGCAGUGUUUGAGUUAUCAGUAUACAAUCAUUCAAAGAAGAUGUAUUGUGGAUACACAGCUAGCCACUACUUUUAUAUGAAGAAUACCAACUCAAAGAAUGAAUGUUUCAUUCCUCUUCAGAAGCUACGAAAAUCAUCUGCUUUUCUAGUUGAUGAUAGUUGUGUAUUUGGUGUGAAGAUAUUAAAAAUUACAGUCACUUCUCAAAAGAAGGAUGUUGUGGUUCAGGAGAAGGCCACCACAGUACAGAACCUUUUUGUCCAGAACAAAGGACUCAUCAAAGGGACCUACACCUGGACCAUGGACAACUACCUUGAACUGGACUCGGAUUUUAUUCGUUCUCCUACAUUUGAAGUUGGUGGACAUAAGUGGUAUUCAUCUCUAUCAGUUACAUAUAAAUAA